Mesoplodon densirostris (Blainville's beaked whale) is the source of this 2242-nucleotide messenger RNA. It is a transcript of the gene ZNF140, whose product is annotated as zinc finger protein 140. Bases 512 to 1927 code for a protein of 471 amino acids. Gene Ontology annotation, molecular function: DNA-binding transcription activator activity, RNA polymerase II-specific; RNA polymerase II cis-regulatory region sequence-specific DNA binding. The transcript is spliced from 4 exons. NCBI's taxonomy places the organism in Eukaryota, Metazoa, Chordata, Mammalia, Artiodactyla, Ziphiidae. Gene Ontology annotation, biological process: regulation of transcription by RNA polymerase II. Gene Ontology annotation, cellular component: nucleus. The record is from RefSeq and is a predicted model, not a curated record.
CCCGCGACGCGCCGAGGCCGCGGUGGGUCCUGGGAAGGAGAGCUGUCUGAGGCCCGCGGCCUGGUCGCGGUCGGCCUCUGAGGCUCCGGAAGGCGCAGUUUGCGGGACGCUGGCGCGGGGUCCCCGUCGCAGAGCCGAAAGCCUUGCUUGCGCGGGCCGAGGUAGGGGAAGGGCCCGCCCUGCCCGAGCCUGUCCUCGCCGGGGCCCGGGGGGCCGGGGGGCCGGGGGCGGUGGCCCUGCCCCGAGCUCGGGAAGCCUUGGUUGCCCGACCAGCAGCGCGGAGGAGACGCCCCAGCUGCGGCUCCGUUAAAGGCGGCGGCGCUGGGGGCGCGGGUCGGGCCCAGGCUCGGAGCCCCCGCCGCGGCGGGGAGGGAGCUGUCGCGGGCGUCCCUGACCCUCGUGACGAGGGCGGUGGAUGCGGAGCCCGGGCUCCGGCCCGCGCGUCAGCUCGUCGCUCUCCCCGCCAGCUCCGCCUUCCACGCUCGGUUCUCCGCGGGCCCUGCCGUGAGCCAUGUCUCAGGGGUCAGUGACAUUCAGAGACGUGGCCGUAGACUUCUCGCGGGAGGAGUGGGAAUGGCUUCAGCCUGCUCAAAGAGAUUUGUACAGACAUGUAAUGUUGGAGAACUAUGGCCACCUGGUCUCACUGGGUCUUAACAUUUCUAAGCCACAUGUGGUUUCCUUACUGGAGCAAGGGAAAGAGCCGUGGCUGGGGAAAGAUGCAAGCAGAGGUCUGUUUUCAGCUUCAGAGUCAAAUGGUGAGAUCAAAGAGUUUUCUCCAAAAAAUGUCAUAUACGAAGAUGAUUCAUCCCAGUAUUUGAUAAGAUCUUCAAAUCUUUCAUUUGAAAGAUUUCUAAGCCAAGGCCUUCAGUAUUCCAGUUUUAAAGAAGGCUGGAAAUGUGAGGGUGAUACUGAGAUGCUGCAGGGAAAUCAGGGAUAUAUCAGGCAAGUGACAGUUUCCCAUCAAGAAGCCCUGUCUCAACAUAUGAAUGUUAGUACUGUGGAGAGACCCUAUGGAUGCCAUGAGUGUGGAAAAACUUUCAGUCGGCGCUUUUCCCUUGUGUUACAUCAGAGAACUCACACUGGAGAGAAGCCAUACGUAUGCAAGGAAUGUGGGAAAACCUUUAGCCAGAUCUCAAACCUCGUAAAACAUCAGAUGAUACAUACGGGAAAGAAACCCCAUGAGUGUAAAGACUGUAAUAAAACAUUCAGUUACCUCUCGUUCCUCAUUGAACAUCAGAGAACACAUACUGGGGAGAAACCCUAUGAAUGUACUGAAUGUGGAAAGGCCUUUAGCCGUGCCUCAAACCUCACUCGACAUCAGAGAAUUCACAUAGGAAAGAAACAGUACGUAUGUAGGAGAUGUGGGAAGGCCUUUAGCAGUGGCUCUGAACUCAUUCGCCAUCAGAUUACACACACUGGAGAGAAACCUUAUGAAUGCAUUGAGUGUGGGAAGGCAUUUCGCCGUUCUUCACACCUUACCCGGCAUCAGAGUGUCCAUACCUCCAAAACCCCCUAUGAAUGUAACGAAUGCAGUAAAGCCUUCCGUUGCCACUCAUUCCUUAUUAAACAUCAGAGAAUUCAUGCUGGAGAAAAGCUCUAUGAAUGUGAUGAAUGUGGUAAAGUUUUCACGUGGCAUGCAUCCCUUGCACAACAUAUGAAAAUUCAUACUGGAGAAAAGCCCUAUGCGUGUACUGAAUGUGACAAAACCUUUAGUCGGAGCUUUUCUCUCAUUCUACAUCAAAUAACUCAUACUGGGGAGAAGCCCUAUGUAUGUAAGGUAUGCAAUAAAUCCUUCAGCUGGAGCUCAAACCUUGCUAAACAUCAGAGAACACACACUCUAGAGAACCCCUAUGAAUAUGAAAAUUCAUUUAACUACCACUCAUUCCUUGCUGAACACCAGGGUAUUCACACUGUAGAGAAAACCUAAGAAUGUAUGGAUUAAAACAAAAAACAAAAAAAGCAGCUAAUGCCUUACUUUGACUUCAGAGAACUCUUGGAAAGAAGCCUUAUGUGAAUGUGUUUAUUGUGAUGAAAUGUUGUCUCUGCUUUAUUCAGUAUUCUGGAGAAAAACCCAAGGAACAUAUGGGAAAGCCAUUAAUAGCUGCUCAUUCUUUUUGUAAUACCAGAAGAUGAAAUCAAACAAUACUGAGAAGACUCUUCAUCUGGUAGGAUUCCCUUAAUCUACAUUUGUAAAUUCCUACCAGGAAAGGAUACAUGUCCAAUAAAUGUGAGAAACCUUUUA